ACUAGGACUGGGGGGGGGAAAAAAAAAAAAAAAGGUGUGUUGAAGAAGCUAGCGAGACUAGCGGAGUGCUUCCUGUUGUUUUGAAUCGGAAGAAGAGCGUUACCAUGGGUAAGAAGACACAACGCAGCUUGUUGCUUUUGCUGUGUUUGUCUUGGCUCGUUCACUGUUCAGCUGCGAUGGUGUUUUGGACUGCCGUGGUGGAAAUCAACUAUUUUGUCAGCCCUAACAAGACUGUGCUAAAAGACUGCGAGUGCGGCGUGUUCGGCCGCAACUCUCCACUCGCCCAAGCUGCAGGUGUCGUCAUCCUUCCCAAGGGAGACCCCAAAGGCUGCGGCCUGGAUCCUCUGUACAAUGCCAGCGCGUCACCUUGGAUAGCUCUUGUGAAAAGGGGAAACUGCACUUUCAGUGAAAAGAUCAAUGCCGCCAAACGUCAAGGAGCGUCCGCCGUGGUCGUGUACAAUGUGGACGGCAGCGGCAACGGCACCACUCACAUGGCGCACUCCGAGGCUCUGGAGAUCGUGUCCAUCAUGAUCGGCAACAUUCAAGGCGUGGAGAUCGCCGGCUUGGUGAGGAACGGGACAGACGUGCGGAUGAUCAUUGACGCGGGAAGCCCUCACGGCCCCUGGAUCGACGCCUACUGGCUUUAUUUCAUGUCGGUCGCCUUCUUCAUCGUGACGGCCGCCUCGGUGGCCUACUUCUUGUUUAUCUCGGCGAACCGCCUCUACAACAUGCGCAUGCACCGGCGAGCUGAGAGGAGGCUGAAAUCCGAGGCCAAAAAGGCCAUCGGCCGCCUGCAAGUGCGCACGCUGAAGCGGGACGACGCCGAGACGACGAGCGACUCGUACUUGUGCGCCGUGUGCAUCGAGUCGUACAAGGCGGGCGAGGUGGCGACGGUGCUCACGUGCGACCACAUUUUCCAUAAAGCCUGCAUCGAGCCGUGGCUGCUGGAGAAAAGGACCUGCCCCAUGUGCAAGUGCGACAUCCUCAAGGCCCUGGGAGUCGAGGCGGAGGAGAAGGAGAGCAUGUCCCAAGCUUCGCCACAAGAGGUCACCGUCAUCACGGUGGCGGGUGGGGAAGCCAUGUAUGAAGUCCCGCUCACUGACCCUCUGAACUCUGACCCGGAGAGACAGCAGCAUCACUAUGACAACAGGGGCUUUGAGGAGGAGGGUGCCAGAGGACAGUGACGGCGACGCCACGACUUUCACUCAAAUUCAGUCAAAUUAGCAGGUGAAAAUCAAUGUUUAUUUUUCUCGGAUAUAAUCAAUGUUCCUGCUCGCUUGAAACCACCUCGCAAAUGCGCAACGAAUUUUCGCUCCCUUUCAAAAGGUUUUUAAAUUGAUGAAGGCGACGCAAUACUUAUGAAUGAAACUCCUGAACUGAUUUCAACAUACUUCCUUCAACAUCAUGUUUUGGCCCGUGCACCUUUUCCAGCAAAUGGGAGGUUAGUUUCUCUUAAAAAAAAAAAAAAAAAAACAAACAAAAAAAAAAAACCACUUUACUAUUAAUUUGAUGAAAAUGCAGCGGUUCGCUGUGACCUCACAGGACAAUGUGUUUGAAUCGAUUUGUACAGUUGAUAACGGCACUGCACCUUUUGUACUGAUUACCUUGGAUGCCAAUUAAGGGUGUGUUUGACGUUAUUCUUUAGCCCGGUGAGUAAGUCGAGUCAUGUCGGGGCGCGAGCGCAAGUUCAAUUCUGCUCCGCUGACAUCACAGCGAGUCACUCCUGUAAUGGGGAGGAAAUCCAACAGAAUAUUUGGUUAUCGAUGCUGGCCAAAAAGUCUGGUUUACAAAUUUCACCUUUUCAAAAACGAAUAUUGUAUAUUUAUUGUGAGGUAACUUGGGUGGUGAUUGUGUUAUUUAAUGCUUCACUCAACGUGGCAGAACCACACACCGGGUUGUCAAGCUGGAUUUGUCAACGCAAGAUGGUAAACACACCCUUGGCUCUAAAUGCAGGAUGACACAUUGUACCAUGUGAGCGGUGAACAUCACCCCAGGGACGAUAUAAACACAGCACAUCUUCCCGUUUGCGCGUAUCAUCCGUUUACUUCAGCUUGUACUUAGAAUUGGAAAGUCCCUCCCCAAUAUGGAUCAGCAAUAAAUGUCAAAGUGGAGAUAACGUCUGUGAUAGUAGUGAUUGUGUAUUUGUUUAUUGGGGGAAAUUAUCUUUAUGUGUACUUAUAUUAAAAUGACAUCCAUAUGUUAUGAUUGUGUUAUCAUAAAGUUAGUGGCUUGUCCCUAUUUCUUUAUGUUCGUGUACAUACACUCAAGAGCAGGUUUGAAUGAACUAAUUGAAUCCGUGAAUGUAUUUGCAGAUUCUCAACUUUAGGACAAGGUUAGCGACAUGCAAUUUCUGAAAUAAAGUCAGUCCCCCUCCGGGGGGAAUAAAGUUUGUGUCAUUUUGCUGAUGGGCCUGUGUUGUUGUAACAGGACGCUAAAUAUAUUUUUCUAUUUGGAAUCAUUUCCACUCUGUUACAGAUUACAGCCGACAUCGUUCUGUAACAAUGGUAAUCAUUUGUUGUACGAAAUCACAUUGAUGCGUAUCAGAAUGCAAUAAAUCCCUCAAAAUGAGGUUGAUUUAAUAUAGAUGUGUAUGAGAAUUUUGUUUAAGCAGACCCACAACAAUAUGAAUUCUUUCACCACAUGGAACGAUACAAAAAAGCCCCCCAAAAUCCAUAAAUCUCUUC
Molecule: messenger RNA, 2684 nt
Organism: Syngnathoides biaculeatus (alligator pipefish)
Lineage: Eukaryota; Metazoa; Chordata; Actinopteri; Syngnathiformes; Syngnathidae
Product: E3 ubiquitin-protein ligase RNF128-like
Exons: 1
Coding region: 105-1184 (359 amino acids)
Source: RefSeq, a predicted model, not a curated record